AUGGGACAGGGCAUAUGCAAAUGCGAAGAAGAUGAGUCUUCCAAAGCUGCCAAUCUUGACGUUGCCUCUGUCCCGGUGCUCGCCGACCAGGUCAAAGCCGCAAAGGCUCAGUUCAUGGGAGGUGUUCUAGAUGGUCCGUGGUUUCGGAAAGGAGACAAUGUCUUCCUGGGCAACAUCAAGGACGAGAAGAUGAACUGGGUUCCUGGAUUUAAUCAUGAUCCCUGCGAUCUGCAAGAGGUGGACUCUUUCCGCGUAAGCAUUUUUCUUGAGGGCAAGACACACAGUGGAGUGGUUUCCAAAAACGGAACUGAGACAAUCAUAUGCUGGAGCGACGGAGAAGUUUGGUUCAAGGGCUAG
Molecule: messenger RNA, 357 nt
Organism: Symbiodinium natans
Lineage: Eukaryota; Dinophyceae; Suessiales; Symbiodiniaceae
Source: the annotation of a GenBank genome assembly